CGCUGUCUCCGUGUCUGGUUGGCAGAGAGACCGCGCGUCUCUGCCUGGAAGGGGUUAGAGGGUUUGCUCGUUUCCAGUCCUGCCCAUUCCCUCUCGAGGAGGAGGAACGAGAGCAACCAGUGCUGCGAGAGUUUUGACACCCCCAGUCUUCAGAUGCUGACACCUUCACACCACAGAGAACCUGCUAAAUAUACCCACCAGUGCCCGUCUGCGCGCUACAGAGAGGACGGAAAUCAGUCAUUUAAGGGAGUGACCCGACCGCACGCCCUCAGAAGCGCCCACAGCCCGCGCUGCCAACGAGCCGAAGACGCGCUGUCAAGCCUCUCCAGACUUGGAUUAUGAAAUUGUACAGCGCUGACUGAGCGUGCAAGAAUCUUCCGCUUUCCAGGACUGCGAGUUUUCUUCUUCGCGUUAUGGAAGAGGAGACGGCGGUCCCCUCGUUCGAGUGACAGGAUCCCUCUCCAGCCUCCGAACUACCGCGUGGAUUCAAAAACAAUUCACACACGAAAUCUUGAGGAUAUAAGUGAACAGAUUUCUUUGAGGAUGUACUGGCGUUCGCUCUGGGUGACUCUAGCGGGAUUGUCCGUGGCUCGCGCUCUAACGGAAAGUCCCUGCGGUGGGAAAAUCACCAUCACCAGUGCCGGAUAUGUGACCUCUCCCGGUUACCCGUCUGGAUACCCGGUGAACCAGCAGUGCAGCUGGCUGAUACAGGCGCCUGAUCCACAGCAGAAGAUCCUCAUCAACUUCAAUCCUCAUUUUGAUCUGGAAAGCCGGGAAUGCAAGUAUGAUUUUGUACAGGUGUUUGAUGGUGUGGAUGAGAGCGCUUUCUCUCAUGGGAGGUUCUGCGGCAAAAUUGCUCCAUCUCCGAUUAUCUCUAUUGGAAACUCUUUACUCAUCAAAUUCACCUCCGACUAUGAAAGUGCUGGAGCCGGAUUCAGCAUCCGCUAUGAAAUACACCGCACAGGUACUGAAUGUUCCAGAAACUUCACUGAGCCACACGGAGUGAUUCAAACCCCUGGUUUCCCUGAUAAGUAUCCAAACAACCUGGAGUGCACCUUCAUCAUCUUUGCACCCAAGAUGGCAGAGAUUGUUUUGGACUUCCAGAGCUUCGAUAUGGAACCGGAUACAACCGCACCUGUUGGGGCCGUCUGCAGAUUUGACUAUCUGGAGAUAUGGGACGGAUAUCCUACAGUGGGGCCUCACAUUGGUCGAUACUGUGGUUCCAGACAGCCAGGUCGUGUGAUCUCAUACACCGGCAUUCUCUCUCUCAGCAUUCACACAGACAACGCUAUCACCAAGGAAGGCUUUUCAGCCAAUUACAGCAUCCGAACCAGCUCAGAUCCACCUCAGCCACAGCAAGGUGAGUGCAUGUCUCCUUUGGGGAUGGAAAGUGGUGAGAUCACAGAAGACAGGAUAACUGCUUCAUCACAGUACAAUCCCAGCUGGUCUCCAAUGCGCUCCAGGCUGAACUUCCCUGAAAAUGGCUGGACGCCAUCAGAUGAUUCUGUUCGGGAGUGGAUACAGGUGGACUUGGGUUUCCUGCGGUAUGUGACGGCCCUAGGAACACAAGGUGCCAUUUCAAAGGAAACAAAAAAAGCUUACUACGUCAAAACAUACAAGAUCAGCGUGAGCUCAAAUGGAGAGGACUGGAUUUUUCUGAAAGACAAAACCAAACAUAUGGUGUUUAAUGGAAAUCAAAAUCCUACAGAUGAGGUACUUGCCAAGCUGCCCAAACCCACCCUGACCCGUUACCUACGUAUUCGACCUCUGUCCUGGGAACAAGGCAUCUGCAUGCGUUUCGAGGUGUACGGGUGUAAAAUAUCAGAUGCUCCGUGCUCCAGUAUGUUAGGGAUGGUUUCGGGUCAGAUUUCGGACUCUCAGAUCACAGUGUGGCCAUCGGCAGAGAGGGGCUGGCUCCCGGAGCAGGCCCGGCUCCUAACCGGCCGAACGGGCUGGGUGGUCGCUCACCAGCAGAAUGUGGGAAAGAACCAGUCACUGGAGCUGGAUCUGGGGGCCCAGCGGGUGGUAUCGGGUCUCAUCCUGCAAGGAGGGAAAUACAGAGAUGUGAAUAUUUUCAUCAGACGCUUCAGAGUUACGUACAGUACGAAUGGAACGGACUGGAGCCACAUACUAGAGGAGAACAGCAAAGUGAAGGUGUUUAUGGGUAAUCAGAACCAUGACACACCAGAAGUACGUAAUUUUGAUCCAGUGCUCAUGCGUUUCCUGCGUAUCUACCCUGAGCGUGGCUCUCCUGAAGGCAUGGGGUUACGGCUGGAGGUUUUAGGGUGUGACCUACAAGAGCCCACAACGCCUCUUCCCCUCACCACCACCAUGGAAACUACAGUAGCUACCGUCACCAGCCCUCCAGGGAUAACUCCAACAACCACCAUUAUUCCAACGACAGUGGAGAAUUGCGAUGACGAUGGCAACUGCCGCAGCGAAGCAGCGACAGACUAUGACUCAACAGAAACUGCAGUAGCAGAGCCAUUUAUGGAGAUGGAACCAGUACCUGCAUAUAUUUGGUUUGCUUGUGACUUUGGCUGGGCUGAUAACCCCUCCUACUGUGGAUGGAGUCAGGAUGGAGGUGAAGGAGCUGAAUGGCAUAUAAAUAACAACAGCAAACACACUGAUCACAAACUGCCUAAUAUGGACCACACAGGGAUGCCUCACAACUUCAUUUACGCAGCUUCUAACUCAGACACGCAGAUAGAGAUCGAGAGGAAGACAGAAACGGAGACAGAUGAAGAACUUGCCCGAAAAGGAAGGCUGGCGAGACUGGCCAGUUUGCCGGUCACAGCCCCGGACUCAGACCUGUGCAUGUCUUUCUGGUACCACUUCAGCGAGAAACACACGGGAACUCUGAACAUCAAGCAGAAGAUAGAACAAUUAAAGGUGGGGAGAGAGGACAAUGAGCUUCUGAUCCGCUCUGUGAACGGCCAGAUGAAAAGCAGAUGGAGGGAAGGAAGAGUUCUGAUUCCCAGUGCAGACACUUCUUAUCAGGUGAUUCUUGAGGCUCAAGUGGAUCCUACAGAGUCUGGUUACAUCUCACUUGACGAUAUAAAGAUACUGGAUGAAGUGGAUCCUGAAGAGUGCAAGGACCCAGAAAAUUCAGAAGGUGAUGAAGAUGAAGUUGAUGAAAUCGUGAACUGUGAGGGGACUGACAACACCCUGUGGAGUUUUGGACGCGGCUCCAUGCUGAAGAGUUUAGACCCCAUCCUGAUCACCAUCAUCGUGAUGAGCGCCGUGGGAGUCCUGCUGGGCGCCGUGUGCGGGGUCCUGUUCUACUGCGCAUGCGCUCACACCACAAACAGGAACCUCUCUGCUCUGGAGAACUACAACUUUGAGCUGGUGGACGGAGUCAAACUAAAGAAAGAAAAACUCAGCGCACAGAAAUCUUACACAGAGGCAUGAGGAAUGCUAGACGAACCCAGGAAACAUUUGCUGGACAAUGUUGGAGGAUCGUUCUUAGAACGUUUGUUGCAGCGUUUCUCAAUGUCAAGACUGAGCGUUAUUCUCAGGACGUGCAGGAAGAGAAACUGGCCUCGAGAGGGCGCCGUGUAUAGAUUGUACAGCCAGAUGAUGAUUGUCUACUGUUUGUUUGUUCGUUUGUACAUUCGUUGCUGGUGAUGAGACCAAGACAAAACAAUGUAUCCUCUCUCACAGUUGGAUUUUUUUUUUUUUAAAGACCCUUUUUCGGAGCUGUACACAAAUGGGUUUUUAGUGUUAUUGUGCUGGUUUAUGAUUGGAGAUGUGUUUGUUCAGUUGGUAACUCACACUUCAUUCCAAUGGUGCCUUUAAACGUGUUUUUGUUGCCUUUUUACACAUGAGUUCCUCCUUAAACAGUCAUUUUGCUCUUGAGCACAAACUAUUCACAGAUACGGGCUAAUACAGAUCAAUACAUAAUGAUACAUCUAAUAUAUCUCAACAGGACAUGAGCAUGAUGUCUAUGUUAAGUAGCUAGAUUAUUUGGUCCAUCUUUAAAGGUCAGAAGACAUUUUAAUAUGACCCACUUUCAUGAUUUAUUGAUUUAUUACACAGCUCUCUGCACUGCAGAAUUUCAAUCAGUAUUUUUAAAUCAGUCAAUCAGUCUUAUUUUCAAGUAAAAAUGUUAAGAUACUUUACUCGACAAGCAAAAAUGUUAGGCUAACGGCCUUAAUAUAUUAUUUUCUUGUUUUUAAUGUAAACAUUACUAAAAAUUUGUUUUAUUUAAAACCAGAAAGAGUUGUGAAUGGCAUAAUAAAUUGUUUUAAUUUAAUACUUAAAACGAGAUUUAAAACCUUUAUGUUUUGCUUCUGUUAAGUGUUUUGAUAUUUUUGCUUGCAACAAGACAAAAAUUCUCACGAAUCCAGAUUUUAUUUUGUUCUUUAAAUGCACUUGGCAUUCUGCGAUCAAAUAUUUUUGUACAAUGCCAUUUAAAAUAUAAAAGUACAAUCUUACUUCAGGGUCACGAUACAGUUCAAUACAGGUCAAAGGGUCAAUGUUUAAAUAAACGAUACAUCUAAUAUAUAUCAGUAGGACGUAUGCAUGACAUCUUUCUCAAUGGUUAGUAGCUAGAACGCGAUUCUACCAUUUUCUUUUAGUCCAUCCUGACUCUAUAUAUUGUAAAACAACAGCUCAGAUGACAUUCUUUGAGACAGUGUUUGUUUAAACGACUUGUUCUUUUAGCUGCCCGUGUGUUGCCAUGGUAUCGAGUGACAUCGUAUUUCAGAAUGACAUGUCUGCAGACCAUCUGUGAAAAUAGUGUCUUCUAGACUGGACCCCUCCUAAUCAGGAGACACCGGGGAGACGCUCACUCCGAGAACGUCUGGGAAUCGAAGCAGAGACAAAGCAAAUGAAGCAUCUAAGAGCGUUAAUGGGGAAGUAUCUCCCAAAGGAAAUGAAUAGUAUUUGAAGGAUGUGAAAGGCACAAACUGAUCCGUGCUUUUAAGCAUUGAGAAGGACAACCUAAGAGAGACAAGACAGCAAGUGCCGACAAAGGCAUCUGGAUCUAUAUUUCACGCGCAGUUUGUUUUUAGCAUCUCGAAGGAGACAUCAGAAACUUUUCUCUCGUUCAGAUGAACCAACGUAUGUCAUUUUGCACUGAGAAUUAUAUUUAAUGAAAGAUUUAGAUAGUAAUAAGAGUGUUAACUACUUUAAAUUGUAAGAAAUCCAACUGUCAGUGUAACAGCUCACUUUUUUAAUGCUAUUUAAAAUGAAAUGGUAUUUUUCUUAAUUGUAAUAGUUGUUUUUGUGUCCUGAGGAACUGAACUAACCCUCGACUGGAUUUUCAUCACAGACUCUAACAAAAAAAACUCAUUUGAUGUUAUUAAGUCCAAUCUGUCUGGUGGCUGUUUUGUAUUCGCAGUUCUGUGAUGAACAAAAAAAAAAAGACUGAAGACUUACGUCUCAUGGGCAUCAACUAAUUCAACCAAUCAGCAGUUUGCAGCAGCAAGUCUGACCAAUCGGAUUUAUGAAUUUCUCAACAACAACAUUCCAAAGAGCAAAGUUAAUAAAGUUUUUAUAAAGA
This is a messenger RNA of Puntigrus tetrazona (Sumatra barb), 5506 nucleotides long. RefSeq names its product neuropilin-1a-like. Lineage: Eukaryota; Metazoa; Chordata; Actinopteri; Cypriniformes; Cyprinidae. Gene Ontology annotation, molecular function: vascular endothelial growth factor receptor activity; semaphorin receptor activity. Gene Ontology annotation, biological process: vascular endothelial growth factor signaling pathway; axon guidance; angiogenesis. The record is from RefSeq and is a predicted model, not a curated record. Gene Ontology annotation, cellular component: membrane. The coding region runs from base 544 to 3411 and encodes 955 amino acids. The transcript has 17 exons.